This is a messenger RNA of Cornus florida, 1503 nucleotides long. RefSeq lists its product as uncharacterized. The transcript has a single exon. Bases 1 to 1503 code for a protein of 500 amino acids. Lineage: Eukaryota; Viridiplantae; Streptophyta; Magnoliopsida; Cornales; Cornaceae. Gene Ontology annotation, biological process: meristem development; meristem maintenance. The record is from RefSeq and is a predicted model, not a curated record.
AUGGCUCCUAAGAAAACUAAAUCAACUGAUUCCACCUCUAUCCCUCAACCUUCCGAUCCUUCAACUCAUGGCAACAUCAUAGAAAAAUCCCUAAAAACUCUAUCUCCUUACAAAUACUGUCUCAAUACCCUUAUCGAUCUUCGUACUGACUUCAAAGGCUUAGGUCCUGCUUUCCUUGAUGAAGCUCCUUCAUCAAUCUCACCUUUCUAUCCUUCGGCUGACGUUCUUCCAUUCCUUCAAACCUUCCCUCCUAAUGAAAAUGGCAGUUUGCCACACUUUCAUUUUAGAACAUGGUAUAGCCCAAAUGAUGCUUGGAUCAAUUGGGUCGACCGAGUUGGAGCUGUGAAGGGAGAAAUAUGGAAGGAUUGUGGCAUAUAUGAUGCCAUUCAGCUAAGUAAAACUAACAUCGCCCAAGACAGAGCCUUGAUGAUAGCAGCCAUGUUUAAUUGGUCGACCACCACCAACUCCUUACACUUGAAGUGUGGUAUGAUGGCUCCAACCAUUCAAGACGUGUGCUAUCUAACCGGCCUCAAACCCUUUGGGAUUGAUGUAAGUACCUUAUUGGUCGAAGAGGAUUCUCCUUUCAUCUUCCCUUCAAAGCAAACUGGAACCAAGUCAUCUGAAUCCUCUUAUGGCAAAUACUUAACUUCCACCAUGGAUCCUCGCGUCCCUGUGAAUGAUGCUGAACAUAUUGCCUUCUUGUUGGCCUGGCUGAACAAGUUUCUUCUAUGCAUACCGGCCUUUCAAGUCACAAAGGAUUUCAUUCAUGUGGCCGUUGCCCUUUCAAGAGGUAAACACCUUGCUCUUGCCCCCUUGGUGCUUUCUCAUUUAUAUAAAGGGAUUUAUGACUUGUUUACCUCCAACUUCGGACGCUAUAGUGGUCCCCUCUGGUUAUUUCAAAUUUGGCUUCAAGUGUACUUUCCUGAGCUCGGACUUGUGGUAAGGCCUUCGGCCAAUGACCCAUUACUUUCUGUAAGUUACGCAUCGGCCGUACCUAAAUCCCAUUCGUUUGGAGAUUGCGUCAAUUUCUUUUACUCCGGUUGUGAACAGAGGACUAUCAGCCAAUUCCUUCCAUUUUCUCAUUGCUCACAAGCACCUCGAUGUCUGACUCCUCCUCAAGGAGUGUCUACCAAAAAAUUAGCUGAUAAGCAUUCGGCCAUGUGGGCUAGUUUCUUACUUUCAAGAGACCUUCACUUCAACACUGGCCCUCUAGGCACAGUAAACUCAAAAGUUGGAGUUGAGUUCUACAAUCCAAACCAACUUGCUAGGCAAUUUGGUCUGACUCAAAUGAUCCCCAUGCCCCCUUAUUUCUCUUUCAACAAAAACUUCCAUAGGCGUGUGGUAUUUCCAGAUGACUCCUAUGUAAAGAACGUGUCCUCCCGGUUCUCAAAUCUGCAGGCUGGAUUCCAAUUCCAACCCUUCAUAAAAAACCCAGCCUCAGAUUCUAGUUUUGAUCAAUGGUGGUCUUCUUACAUUACUUCUACAAGGACGGCUGAUAGCUAG